Molecule: messenger RNA, 672 nt
Organism: Trematomus bernacchii (emerald rockcod)
Lineage: Eukaryota; Metazoa; Chordata; Actinopteri; Perciformes; Nototheniidae
Exons: 5
Coding region: 1-672 (223 amino acids)
Biological process (GO): regulation of apoptotic process
Source: RefSeq, a predicted model, not a curated record
AUGGGGGUGAUGUGGUCAGAGGAUGGGGUGUUGAGUAGCCUUGACUAUCUGAGCAUAACUAAAGUUACUCUGUUACUGAAGGUUGCUGUCCGACAAGGAGGUGCUUUGCACAUCAAGGUCUCCUCCGACUGUAAGCUGGACAUUCAUCACAGUUACAGUGUGCACUGUGAACCUGAACCUGUCUUCAUUCAGCCUGAGAGUAAAACAUUUGAAUCUAGGUUUGGACCAAACUACCAUCCGACAUUUCAAGUUUUCGUGACGACGAGCACAGAGACAGUGGUUUUGAAGCUCAAGGACCAAGGUGGAAAUGUAGUCUGGUAUUGUCGCGUGUUACUGAAAGGUCCAAGUCAGGAAAUGUCCCAGAUAAAUGUCCCAGCAGAGAGCAGCGUCCCAGCAGAGAGCAGCGUCCGGGCAGAGAGCAGAGUCCCAGCAGAGAUGACUCUACCUGUGCUGGACGACCUUCUGGAUAAACUCUUUGAGUCUGAAGUGAUCAAUGAUUCUGAAAUGGAGAUAGCCAGAACCAAAGCCCGAAAGGACAGAGCACGAGAGGUGGUGGACACGGUGCGAAGAAAAGGAGCUGACGCCAGCAGGGUUCUGAUCAAUGCUCUCCGUGAGCUGGACCCGCAUCUUUACGAUGUGCUCAAGGAAAAAAACCUUGUGGAGUGUGUGUGA